This is a messenger RNA of Pseudo-nitzschia multistriata, 2946 nucleotides long. Lineage: Eukaryota; Bacillariophyta; Bacillariophyceae; Bacillariales; Bacillariaceae. The record is from the annotation of a GenBank genome assembly.
GACAUAUCAAGCAAAAUCCAGCUAGAGCAAGACGAGCACAAUAUUGAACAUGGUACAGCCGGCCGAGAAGCAUAAGAUGAACACAGACUCAAUUUCUUAUUGUAUCCUAAGACAACAAAUAGAGAUUUUCUUCUCUAGAGUUGAGAAUUCGCAGCGCAACCGAGUUCUCAAAAGACUGUGGUGGUGGUGGCGGCGGUGGUGCUGCUGCUAUUUUGAUAUUGACAUUGACAAACAAUCCAACCAACUGUUUUGUUCGUAGUUGCUGGUUCUAUCAACUGCUAGACUCCGCUGCCUUGAAAAAUGGUAGGCUCCGGUUGUUCCGCAGGAACGGGCAUGAGACGUACAGCUCGAGGCGGAGGUGCUCCUCCCWUGUCAGAUCGCUUUGCUCAACCAGAGCCGGAUCGAUGCCGGUCCUACCGAGAAAGUCUGUGAGGUCUCGAACGGGGCCGUGGCCCGGGAUGCUCCAGGUUCCCUGAACUUGAUUGUAAUCCAUGCCGAGCCUACGAAAGAGGUGUGUUAUCCUGGCCGAAGAUCCAUUCCCCCCAGCCGACGUCGGCGACUGCUGGUCGAGACGGUUCGAAAUCACGGAAACGUCCUUGCUCCCGAGGAGUCGUUCGACGCGGUGGUAGCAGACCCACGCCAUGAGUGCCUGAAAGCGUUCCUCCUUCUUGGCGGUUCGGUCUUUGAUGCCUCUCUUGAGGGGGACCCCGUGCUCGCACAUGUGGGAACGAUAGUCGUGGAGGGAGGAAAAGGUUUCCCCCCCAGGCAUCUUAUAGGUUCUGCCGGUGGUGGAGGUGUUCGUUUCCUCUUCUUCGUCUCUACUAGAGGCAGCAGCAGCGGUGCUGCAAAAGACAUGCCCGGCCUCUUUGAGAGUCUGUGACACAUCGUAGAAAUUGGGGAUCUGCUGCACGUCCCUGGAGCGAUAUCGUUCCAACAGGGAUGGAUUGGUCACCCGGUUGGUGAGAUAGCUUGUGUCGUUGUCCAUGCUUAUCUUUUUGGCUUCCUUUGUCGUUCGCAGCUUCUUCCUUGGUUUCGCCUUCGAUGGUCUUGCAGUCGAAGCAUUUGGAACGUCCCGUAGGCCAGAAGCGGGUUUAUUCUUUCUCUUUCUUGCGCUGGAAGGAGGGGCCUUGCGCUUCUCUUUCUGUCUCGCGGAGUCUGUGCUCCCGGCUUGGUCCUUCUCUUCUGGAAGGUGAUGGGACCGGUCCGGACCGUCUCCGGAAGCUGUUGCUCUUUCUGUUGCUGCCGCUACAUUAUCAUCGUGGUAGUUACCGGCAGCGGACCGGGCCACCACCCACGAGGCCUCGCUCGAUGCGGCUGGGUAGCCGGAAAUAAGGCAGGAGUUCCUCGCGACCACCGCGUAGGAAACGAAUGCCGAGCUCUUGACCCUUUCACAAUCAUAGGGGAGGAUCCUCCGGGCGUCGUUCCACAGCGAAGGAGGCGGAUCUCCGAACAAAAAGAUGCACGUUCUGCCGUUGCGGUUGGUUCCCGCGGCGGAGAGGACCAUCACAGUGUCUCUCCACAGCAACGAGCAGAGCGGAUCAUCUACCCCGGUUGUUUCGCUCCGGUUCGCCGCCCGUUGCUCCGUUGCCGAUCGCUCCUGCCGGCGAGCCGCGAUUGCUACGGGAAAGGUGGUCGGAUCCUUGAUCAGAAUGGCGGGCCAGUAGACAUUGAGGUCCGCGUUGCUCGUAUCCCCGUUGCCUUCUUUCCCGGCCACCAUCCUGAAGAAGCAGAGCCUCUCGAUCGAAAGCUCCGGCUCAUUGUGAACAGCAACAUCAAACUGCUGUCCAUCGAGUGUGCCUUCGCCGGGGCAAGGGCUCCCUCUCAGAGAUGACGAUCCCGACGGCUGGGAUGGAUCGAGAGACAACAGCCGGACUGCCUCGCGAAAGGCCCUGGAAAGAAGUAGCUCCAAUGGAUCCGUCGACAGAGGAAUCGCGGAGCGCUGCCGCCAGGGAUCCUCCGUGUCGGAUUCGUUCGAAAACACACGUGCUAAUCCUAACACGCUCGUCGCUCUCCAAAACCAGCCUUGUGUGCCGCAGCCGAUUUUCGGUUUCGUUUGUGGCCGGCCUUGAGGCGAGCAAGACUGCUACCCGCUGCUUUGGUUCCAGUUUCCGGUUGCCCUGCCGGAGAUUGCGCAAGCGGUACUCCCUGAGGUUGACUUCGGCUUCCACGGUUGCCAGUGUGCCGUGGGACACAGCCUCUCGCAGCUCGAUGCGGUGCCGCUCGUAGUCCUCAAGGUCGUCAAAGACAAUAGCCGGCCAAGAGGUAAGAGCACACAUCGCGGGAGUGUCGGUAGUUCUGAAACUGGGAAUCCUUUCGAGGGGGUAAUCGAUUAGGGUCACGAACCCUACCUUCCCCCGAAGUCUACGCAUUGCAUUGUCGGUGCUAGUGCUAGUGCUAGUGCUAGUGCUAGUGCUAGUACUAAUGCUAGUAGUGAGGCUAGUUCCCGCUCUACGGGGAGCAGUGAGUUCGGGAGCAGUGCAAUUCGCUUGCGUUGGAUUGGAUUGCGCCUGCAUUCUGUUAUAAUUUUUCUUUUGCUCUGCUGUUUUCUGUUAUUUUCUAAUUUGUCUUUUUCGAAGAAAUAAGACGCUGAUCAAUUACAAAGAAGAAACAACACGAAUUGCAUCGCUGAUCGACUUUGAAUAAUGACUAAUUUCAAUAAUCUCGCGAUGCCAAUCCAUUUCUGUCUUGCUCUCGAUCGGCCUUGCUUGGCACGGCAGGAGGUAGAAAUGCCACAUCGAGAGUGACGGAUAGGUCAUUUUCAUAUGGUCAGUUAGGCCAGAGGGUCAACAGAGUCCACAUAUCGAGUCCACAUACCACGAAGUGCUGCGAAGUACUCGUAAGAGUGCUAACUACUGGAAAAUUAAGGUACAACAAAAAACCUGUAAUUAUUAGUCGACAGUACUAAAGAGUACUGCUUACUACUGGAAAUAAACACCUCCAAAGGAA